This is a messenger RNA of Mizuhopecten yessoensis (Yesso scallop), 2620 nucleotides long. RefSeq names its product solute carrier organic anion transporter family member 2B1-like. Gene Ontology annotation, biological process: transmembrane transport; sodium-independent organic anion transport. The record is from RefSeq and is a predicted model, not a curated record. Gene Ontology annotation, molecular function: protein binding. Bases 307 to 2160 code for a protein of 617 amino acids. NCBI's taxonomy places the organism in Eukaryota, Metazoa, Mollusca, Bivalvia, Pectinida, Pectinidae. The transcript has 11 exons. Gene Ontology annotation, cellular component: membrane.
GCUUUUUACCUUUGCGCAUGCCCAGUACAAACAUUUCCUCCAGUCCGUCAACUGUAGCUGUUCACGACAGUAAACAAUGAAUGUACAACAGUCAACACUAUCAAACUCUGAGAUGCGCGAGACGUCAAGUAUGAUAUAUCAGAGUUAAGUUAGUAAGGACAUCUGUACUGUGGACCAAAGGUUCAGCGAACAUAACAUAUACGAGGAAGAUAAAAUGGAAAACUGAAAUCCAGAAGUCCGGAAGGAAUCUUUCGAAAACUACUGCGUGUGCUUAACUAAGAAACAAGAACUAAAUUCGAAGACAAAAUGUCGGAAACAGAAUCCAAAAUGGAUGACGAAGAAAAUAAAAGAUGUCGAUGUUCUAGGAAUAUUGUUACUUUCACGUUAUCAUACGGGUUCUCGUCCAUGGUAACUAGUGCAUUAUCGAUAUACAUGUCCUCACAGAUCACCACGCUGGAGAGACAGUUCGACCUCAGCAGUGGAGAGAGUGGGAUCAUCCUCAGCUGUAAUGAUAUCGGGUUUCUGCUUACCGUCCUACUGUUCGGCCACUUUGGACCAAGAUUCCAUAUCCCGCGACUUCUGUCCAUGGCUGUUAUACUUUACGGGAUAUCCGGUCUAUUGUGUAGCUUGCCUCAGUUCAUCUCUGGUUUUAGUCUACAAUUAAGUGAUGGUAGUCCCUUAAAUUCAUCAGAGGAUAGUUCUAAAGUUAGUUUGUGCCGGCUGGAAGGGAAUCAGACGACCAAAUCGUGCAGCGCCGAGGAGACACAAAAAGCCGAGAGUGUGAAGUGGGUGGUUGUGUACAUAGGAAUCUGUCUGGGGAUACAAGGUGUAGGCAAAUCCCCUCGGUCGUCUCUUGGGACACUUUUUAUUGACAACAACACAGACAAAGUGAAGACGGGACUGUAUCUUGGAAUUUCGAUUGCCAUGGGAAUGAUGGGGCCUUUCGUUGCUUUGAUGCUUGGAGGCCUGUUCGGGAAAAUUCCAGUGGACUUGAAAUAUACAACAAUGACACCAGAGGAUUCCCGAUGGAUAGGUGCUUGGUGGCUUGGUUUUCUUCUGUUCGGAGCACUUUCAAUUCUAGCAGCAAUACCACUCGCGACGUUUCCAAGAAGCUUAGCAUUGGCUCCAAGUGAUAAUGAAAGUCCAACAAAACAAAUCGAAAACAAAAAUAAAGAGACUUGCUGUGACAUGAUAAAAUCCCUACCAAGAGGUUUAUACAAGGUAGUUCGAUGUGCCGUAUUCGAUAUUUGCCUAGCCGCCAUAUUGUGUUUGCUGUUUGGGGCGAUGGGAAAUACCAUAUUUGGACCAAAAUACAUAGAGAAUCAGUUCAACGUCCCGACUUGGAAAGCAAAUGUCAUCUUAGGAGUUGAAAAGUUAGGAACAGGUAUAUUUGGAGUGUUUCUUGGAGGGUACCUAACAUCACGUCUGCGCAUGAGCAGACGGCAGUGCCUGAAGAUGGUUAUCAUCCUCAGCUUCCUGACAACGGCGUUAUCUAGCCUUGAGUUUAUUUUUGGUUGUGAAAACCCACCCAUUGGAGGAGUAGGCGGAAUAGCUGUUCCGGCGUCCGUGCAGAGCUGUCAAUGUGAGGGCGUACCAUACGAGGCGGUGUGCGGGUCGGACGGACAGACAUUCAUCACACCCUGUCAUGCUGGCUGUCACAACGUCACCGAAAAUGUAUACAGCGACUGUAGGUUUGUGUCAGGUGACCAGACGGCACGGCCUGGUAUCUGUGACAGUGGAUGUCAGUUUCUCAUUCCGUAUGUCGCCGUUUCCAUGGUUUCAACACUUAUUGCUACGAUGAGCAUCAUGCCAAUAUAUCUUGUGUUCCUCAGGUCGGUCCCUGACGACAGUCGAGCAUUAGCGUUGAGCAUUAUGUCGGCAAUGGUCGCCUUACUUGUAUUCAUUCCUACUCCUAUUGUAUUUGGAAAAAUCUACGACAGCACUUGCCUUCUUUGGAAGUAUACAUGUGGAGUACGAGGAGCUUGUGGGCUUUACGACAUUGUGGACAUGCGCUACCGAUUAAUCGCACUUGACGUCGGCUGUCGCGGCUGCGCACUCGUUCUCUACAUGGUGGCUUUAUGUGUUGCAGUGAGUCAGGAUAAAGAUCAAGACACUGAUGAUGGCAAUGAAGUAGUUGAUAUCGGCUUGAAACCCAUCUAAGCUACAUAAACUGUCCCUUAUUUUUACAUUAUUUUUCUGUAAAUGGUUCAUAAUUAUUUAAAUACGUCGUCAUCAUUUUCAGAACAUAUUAACACAUGAUUUCGCAGUAAAAGUAACAGAAAGAAAUCCGCAUAAGCAUUGGUGCCGUCACACAAAUUUGUCUCGUUUGGGGAAAAUUUGCAUAUCCCCGCCCACAUAUGUAGUAGUUGACGUCAUGGAAACGUGUCACGUUCUGUGGUAAUAAGUCACAGAUUACAGGAACAGUGGUUAAGGAGUGAUAGCUAGUGUAGACUACAUCACACACAGGGUCUUACGAAUCUGUUACAACUAUAUUUGGACCUAAACUAAGGUGUUCAGAGUACCAACUUUCGGUACAAAUACAAAUACCAUCCCCGUUUAUCUCGAAGUGGGGAGGGGGUUGGCAUUUUUACCGAAGGUCAAUCUUAACACUUAAAACAUA